AUGGAGCCCCUGCUGCCUGUGGCCUUUUUCCUCCUCCUUCCCUUACUGCUCGUCCCCUUCGCGCUCUUGGCAAGCAGGCGCCGUGGCCGGCGGACGCCUCCCCUCAAACUCCUGGUGGUGGCCGGCUCCGGUGGGCACACAACAGAAAUCCUGAGGUUACUUAGUUGUUUGUCAGAGUCGUACUCUCCUAAACAUUAUAUUUUAGCAGACUCAGAUAACAUGAGCGAAGUUAAAAUACGUUCUUUUGAACAAAAAAGGUCUGAAACAUUCUCCGGUUCACAGUUCACCCUUCAUCGCAUUCCCAGAAGCCGUGAGGUUAGACAAUCUUGGACCUCCUCUGUGGUGACAACCCUGUACUCCAUACUUUACUCCCUUCCUUUGAUCUACAAACUGAAACCAGAUUUGAUAUUGUGCAAUGGACCAGGAACAUGUCUUCCUGUCUGUAUAUCUGCUCUUCUUCUUGGGCUUCUAGGAAUAAAGAGAACAAUCAUUGUGUAUGUAGAAAGCAUCUGCCGUGUGGAAACUUUAUCCCUGUCUGGAAAGAUUCUUUACUACUUUUCAGAUUACUUCAUCGUUCAGUGGCGUGAUCUGAAGGAAAAAUAUCCCAAGUCAGUAUAUCUUGGUCGAAUAGUGUAACAAGAGAAGACAGGCUUUACCUAAAUUAAACUCUGCAAGCUCCUCACUGAAGAAAUGCAUUCACAUAGCAAUUUAUUUUCAAGGAUUCCAGUUGAGAAAUUAAAUUGGUACUGGAAAAGGAGGCAAUAAUAAAGAUCUCAACAUUUAAGUACAUUUUUGUGUAUUUGUAUAUACUACCAUCAUGUAGGUCUGUUCACUGAUACCCCAUAAUGGCCUUAAGUCUAUGCUCUCUGUUUUUAUCUAGUUUUCCUGCUAUGUGAAUGGAAAUUUUGUCUACAAAUAAAUAUGGGAAUUUGUAUGAAUUGUAACAUUUCCUGUAAGGAAACUUUGUGUAGUUUUCUGAAUUGUAAGAAACAAAGUCUUGUUCUAGCACAACAGACUUUAUUUCCUGUAUGCUAGCAGUGAAGUCCCUUGUGAAUCCUUAGAGUAUAAAGGAAACAGUUAUAUUAAGUUGGCUUCAUGACAGUUUGUACAGUGUUCCAAAACCCCCAAAGCAUUAAACCAGUAUCAUUUUUCCUCUGGGCUUGUCAAAGCUGUCCUUAUAAUCUGUAGUGUGCCUUUUGAAAACUGUUGCUCACUUCUUAAAUAAAAAGGUGACAAGUGUCAUGCUACAGGCACGGUACUUACACGUUUAAGAAGUACUUCCUUCAAAGCUUUAAUAAGUAAGUGUAAAAAGCCUUAGCAGGUUUACAUCACGGAAAGCAAACUGUCACUUGGGAACUGGUUCAGGCUCCAAAAUACUGAAAAGAAAAAAAGAUGUGUUACUGUCAGUAACAGAGGAAGAAACAGAGUUACCCUGUCUUUUUCUGAUACAGUGAGUUUAAUUUUCUCUACAUCUUGUUUUCUCAUUGUAAGCGCCUUACUUUCAGCAGUACAAUAUCCACUUAAGAUUUUUGGAUGGAAAAUGCUAUUCUGUACAUUUGAAUAACUUUUAAGAGGUAUUCUGCUGGAGCCAAGUCUGUGAAAGUCUACUUUAGCAUUUCACAUUCAUCUAACAAGAAGUAAUUCUACACACUGUUCCACCUAUAAAGCAAUAUAAACACUUCUGUCAUCUGUACACACAGAGCUGUGUCUGGCUACAGAAACAUAAACAAAGAAAAAAGCUCAAAGAAAGGGAAAAAUGCUCUGCUAACUGCAGUCUGCCUUUGGUGAAGCCAACAGCAGCUCUUUGCACUGCUGCAGAAGACACUCUGGAGCCUUUUUCUGGAUUGGAUAUCAAAAUAUUGCAGCAGCUAUUCUGGUAUGGAAUGGGGUCUUGGAAUACAGCUGAACUGAAAUGGUGAUUCCUGCUGUUAGGAAUCAAGGGUCUAGAGGAGUAGUCUGCUUUGUGCAAAAAAACAUUAGAUACCAUCAGAAACCAUUAUGCAGAAAAUUUCUGUGAUGAUGUUACAAGGCUCUGUGGGGAAGCCAGCCGUUAUAACCUGUCCAACAGGCUUAAUAAUCCUCGGCAUAAGUAGAGUCCCUUGAUGUGGUCACAUGUGAGUUCAGAACAGAGAGUUGUUGUGGUUUUUAACCUAGAUUAUGUCUGACACUACAGAGCAGUUAAUAGGUUAAGACUACGUGGGAAGGACUCUCUGUGCAGUACAUACUUGGGCCUUGAAAAUGACCUGGAUGAAGUAAAUCUGACAUGGGCAAGGGCUUUCUUCCCUGAACUGGAGUGAGGACUAUCUUAUCGGGACUUUCUGCACAGUUACAGAUAGUUUGGUAAACUGAAGAUACACUGGACUUUAUUAUGGCUAGUGGUAGUUUAUUUUAGAUUAGUGCUCCCUGGAGUGGAUCUUGCUUUGAAUCUUGCUUUCUGUUUUGCAAGGGAGCUGGAGUAGAGGAGAAUGAGGACAGAGACAGCCUCUUCCUCUGCUCUGGGCAAGGGAGAACAGCACAAGAUCAACACCCCGAGGCCUAGAGAAGCAUGAGAAGAGAAAGGCAAUGAAUGCUUCCAUUCAUGCACCACUUCCCGUGCCUCAAUAAGCCCACUAGUCUGGCAGGAAGUGGGACUUGUCUGUAAACACAGCCAAGGCUCAAAAGAUGCUGAGUUCACAUGCUGCUUCUGUUUAGAGCAAAGUAGAAUGUAGCCCAUCCGUAUCCUUCUGUAGACCUGUACCUUGGCAAAAGCAUCUCUGGCUGCUCAGUUCCUCCCUUAUGGCCCUGCCCAGAGCAGGAUUUUGGGUUUUGGUGUGCUUUUAAACUGUGGGUUCAUGAACUUCAUGAGUCUACCUUUGAACGCUGGGGAGUUCCAGGAAUUAUCUUCCAUAUGUCACCUGCAUGGCAGCAACUCUUGCUAAAGGAAAUCACUUGCCUGUUCAGACUUGUAACCUCCCAUGUAAACACUGGAAGGUAACAGUAGAUUUCUUCACAAGAGGCUGUUCUGAACAACUGAACUGCUUCAGGCCACCUAAUCUGAAGUAAUCUCAUUUUCACGGAUUUAGGAAGACUUCCCCCCCCUUUACUUCACUGCCAGUUUUUUUGUGGGAGCAAAACCAAGAGAAUCUCUGCCUGUGUUCCCCCAACAGCAUGUUCUUUACUCUGUUUGGUCAGUUUGGGAAACACAGGUUAAAAAAGCAUAUAUAAAGCGGCUUGUAAUCUGGAUAAUUGGCUGCAAGAGAGUGGGAUAGUAUCCAUUUCCUUACAUUUGUUGCUGUUUUCCUUACUGAUUACUGGCUCAAGUGCCAGCUUGAGCUAAGGACACUUACUUUUCAGUAGUUUAUUUUAGUUUUAGUAAGUGAGAACCUGGAUGACCCAGAAGUCUGUAAAGUUGAAGCAGCUAGAACUACUCGGGAGAGCUCAGAAAUGGAAAGAUAACAGCCUAACUCUGACAAGCCUUCAACAGAAUGCUGCAUUGCUACCAUAGGGGAUGGAGAACAGAAAAGAGUUCCUGCCUUGAAUUCUCUUAAAGGAAGUUCUGUUAUCAAUUAGACUGAGUUUUCCUUGAAAAUAUUAUCUCAAGUAACUGCUAGUUCUCUCCAAAAGUACAUUGGAGCUGAAGUAAACUAGCAUUUUGUUAUUGAGUAGCUCUUAUCUUUUGUUUGUAGUAGGUGGGUACAACUAAAUUGUUAUUAUUCUAAGGCAAAAUUGCUUUCUCCCUGCUCCCAGCAUGGAACAAAAAAUAACACUCCCAUGGUGUAUCCAAAGACUUUAAAGGUCGUUGACUGUAUUCCUUAAGUUUAGAUUCUUGGGGUUUAUUGUGUGUCAUUCCUUCCCUUAACUAUUAACAUUGAGGCAAAGACAUUUGCAUUAUGUACAUGAGGGUCAUUUGGAGUGAAGUACAUUACUUGUUUUUGCUCUGUUUCCAGAAGAGGAAAGCAUAGUACAUGAUGGAUUUAAAGCAAAAUGGAGAACUGUAUUCUUAAAGAAAACAAAUAUGACUUUAUGGAAAUAUCAUCAUCAAAAUUGGCAAAAAUUCAAAACAAGAGGUAUCCAAAAAUUCUUUUCCCACGUACUGGCCUGCAAGCCAGACUUUAAAUUAGCUUUAGUUAUCAGGUUGUUUUAUCUAGAUAUGCAUUAAUUGACAAAUAUUAAGUAUUCAAAGUGGCUUAUCCUUUGGCCUAGUGGUCUUCUGAUGCAGAAUAGAAGGUAUGACACAAAAAAACCCCAAGAAAAAAAACCCUAUAGGUUGGUAACCCAGCACAGGAGAGGAGAGACAAAGAAUCAUAGGAUUGUUUGGUUGGAAAAGACCUUUGAGAUCAAGUCCAACUGUGUUUGUCCACUACUAAACCAUAUCACUGAGCACCUCAUCUACCUGUCUUUUAAAUACCUCCAGGGAUAGUGAGUCAACCACCAGCCUGUUUCAGUGCUUGAUAACCCUUUCAGUGAAGAAUUUUUUUCUGAUAUCUAAUCUGAACCUCCCCGGCACAACUUGAGGCCAUUUCCUCUCAUUCUAUCACUUGUUACUUGGGAGAAGAGACCAACACUCACCUCGCUACAACCUCCUUUCAGGUAGUUGUAGAGAGUGAUAAGGUCUCCCUUCAGCCUCCUUUUCUCCAGGCUAAACAAUCCAAGUUCCCUCAGCCACCUCUCAUAAGGCUUGUUCUUCAGCCCCUUCACCAGCUUUGUUGCACUUUCUGGACACAUUCCAGCACCUCAAUGUCCUUCUUGUAGUGAGGGGCCCAAAACUGAACACAGCAUUCAAGGUGCAGCCUCACCAGUGCCAAGUGCAGGGGCUCAAUCGCUUCCCUUGUCCUGCUGGCCAUACUGUUUCUGAUACAGGCCAGGAUGCCAUUGUCCUUCUUGGCCAGCUAGGCACACUGCUGGCUCAUAUUCAGCUGUGUGUAAACCAGCACCCCCAGGUGUUGAUUGAGAUGGUUAUAGGACUCCUUCUAACCUGUCACAGUGCAACAAGGCUCAACUUGAUCGCUUCACUCAGUGAAAGUGGAGGCAUGUUCAAAUACAAAUGUUUUCCUACCCUCAGUCAGAAAAUGUUGGUGUGCAAGAGUGCAAAGUAAUUUAACAUCAAGUUUCUUGUGAAAGUGAAGAAAUCUGUGAUGGAAAUUUUUCAAAUACUGACAGAGGCUCGCAGUGAAGAGUGCAUGUCUCGUGCAUGCAUUUUUAAGUCAGUGCUCAAAGGAACCCAUUUUUUGUCAGCAGAAGACGUGAAAGCAAAAACAAAGGAGAACCUCAUCAGGCUUUUGGAAAAUUAUCUGUGGAAUUGCUUUGAACAUUGGCAACGCCUUAUGCAGCUGUGUUUCAACUCAGAAGCGAAUUAUGUUAAAGGUGAUCAUAGUUGAUUUCUUAAUUUGUUAAAUAAAAAGAGUUACACUACAGUCUUGGGGUUUUGGAGGUUUUUUUUUGUGGGGGACCUCAUACAUUGCAUGUACUAUAAAAAAACAGGUAAAUUUUAUUUUAGAAAAGGAGGAAGGAAAGAAUUGAGGAGCACCAGUUGGACUGUAAUGAAACAAUGAUAUGAGAAGGUUAACCAUCUUACAAGAUUAUUUCUAAGUUAUGCAAGGAGAAAGUUAAACAGACUGAUCUGAAAGCUAAACAGAUUUAUCUACUUUCAGUCAAUUCAUUUUCUUACAACUUGGCAGUGACCAUUCCAAUAAAGUUAUGCUGUUCUGCAACAUUUUGGGAGCCAUUAAGGAUUUCUGGGGACAGGCGUUGAAGUCUCCAAAGUAUCUUCUGAAGUUGUACUCACACAGUUCUUCAGACAGACAUCUUUCAUGCAAAAACACCCUGUCCUAACAGAUGACAGUUAAUGCCUUGAAACAAAAGAUUUCUGUAUACAAAUAGCACAUAGAUAAUUUUAGAUAUACAAAUGCAAAUCACGUUUGCAGAGCAAAAAGAUCCUUUUAUAUUUGUGCAAGGGGUCAUAGAGCAUAAGCAGACCUGAUAAGACAAUCUUUUCCAUCAUUUUUUUCACCCCUAAAUGAGCUUACCAGUGUGCCUUGGCAAGUGUGCUGCCACAAAUUGCAUCCAAGCAGCAACCUGUUUUCUAGAGACAGGACAGAAAGUAGACUGUCUAUGUGCAAGAAAUUCUCAGAGACAGUUUGGUAGCAGCACUUGCACAAAACCCUUUUCUUGUUUAAGUCCCAUGUGGCACAAUCCAGUUGAACAUAUUUUUUCCCCACCCCUCAGUCCCUGGCAAAUGGCACAAAAGGCUUCUGUCGCCGUUUCUCUCUAGGGACUGCGUCUCUUGCCUCUUCAUGAUGCCAAUGAAGGGUUUUAACAGAUCCUUGUUAGAUGCCUCCAUGCUCAAAUGUAUUGUAUACAGAGUAUUUGUAUUUCUCUUCAAAUCAUGUUUGUGUUGCCUUUCCCUCUACUGCUCACACCUGAAACCAAGUCAGCAUGAUGAGCUAUGGUGUUACAGUACCACAGCAGAUACAAGCUGCUGAUCUUACUCUGCUUUUAUAUCUUUAAAGGAAUUUUUGCUCUCCCAGCUGGAGGCACUGGGAAUGAAUGCAAACAUACAAGGACUGUAGCCAUGGCCAUCCCACUUCACUUCUAGUUGUUUGCAGUGGUGUGCUUAGUAAAAGCCUGAGGUGAUUCUGCCCCUUUAUCCCUCUCUUGUGAGACCUUAUCUGGAGUAUUGUGUCCAGUUUUGGAAUCCUCAACAGAAGAAGGAUACGGAGCUGUUGGAGCAGGUCCAGAGAAGGCUACAAAGAUGAUCAGAGGGCUGGAGCACCUCCCAUACAGGACAAGCUUGAGAGAG
Messenger RNA from Cuculus canorus (common cuckoo), 6778 nucleotides. RefSeq names its product ALG14 UDP-N-acetylglucosaminyltransferase subunit (gene ALG14). Gene Ontology annotation, cellular component: UDP-N-acetylglucosamine transferase complex. Gene Ontology annotation, biological process: dolichol-linked oligosaccharide biosynthetic process. NCBI's taxonomy places the organism in Eukaryota, Metazoa, Chordata, Aves, Cuculiformes, Cuculidae. The record is from RefSeq and is a predicted model, not a curated record.